UGUCACCAGUCUCAGUGCUAGUGUGCGUCCAGUGAGAGAAGAAGAAGGCAGCAGGCUGAGAAGGCGGAAGAAGAAAAUAGUUUGUUUUAACGACAUUUUUGUACGUUUUAUUCUUUGUAUUAUUGCCGCGCUGUAUUCUCGACCGUGUAUGCGGUCAAAAGCACACUUUGAGUUCGGAACAAAAAGCCGUCCAGCAUGGCCGCGGUCGACGUGGAGGACGAGAGUAUUUUAGCCUCCAUUUUCCAGGAUAGUUUCCCGGACAGCUGGAGGGACAAGCCGGACUUGGCGGCCUACUUGUCCGAGCUCAGCUCCUUCGGCGUGGACAAGCUGGGCCGAGAAGAGGAGCGCCUGGCGGAGGAGAGGGCCCACAUACUGCAGCAGACCCGGGAAUUGGCCUUCUCCAACUACCAGACCUUCAUCAAGACCGCCGACUGCACGGAGCACAUCUACCGAGACUUUGGCCGCGUCGAGUCCAGCGUGUCCCGCCUCCUGGACAAGCUGCCCGCCUUUGGACAACGAUGCAGGGUGUUCGUGAAGGAGGCGGAGCAGAUGGCGGCCAGUCGCCGCAUGAACAGCCUGACGCUGAACCGACACACGGAGAUCUUGGAGAUCCUGGAGAUCCCCCAGCUCAUGGACACAUGUGUUCGGAACGCGUACUACGAGGAGGCGCUGGAGCUGGCCGCCUACGUCAGGAGGCUGGAGAAGAAGCACGCCGCGCUUCCUGUCAUCCAGGGCAUCGUGCGGGAGGUGCGGCAGUCGGCCCAGUUGAUGCUGGUGAGCCUGCUGCAGCAACUGCGGAGCAACGCGCAGCUCCCCGCCUGCCUCCGAGUGGUGGGCUACCUGCGCCGCAUGGACGUCUUCACGGAGGCGGAGCUACGCGUCAAGUUCCUGCAAGCCCGCGGCGCCUGGCUGCGCUCCGUGCUUGACGCCAUUCCCGAAGACGAUCCCUACACGCACGCCAGCAAGACCGUGGAGGCGUGCAGGGUGCACCUCUUCGACAUCAUCACGCAGUACCGCGCCAUCUUCUCUGACGACGACAACGACGAGGAACCGCCGCCGGGCCGGGCGGUGGUGAACGAGGCGGCCAUCUUCCACGGCUGGGUGCUCCAGAAGGUGUCUGACUUCCUGGAGACUUUGGAGCGGGACCUGCAGCGCGGAGUCGGAGGGCGCCUGGACUCCCUGCUGGGUCAGUGCAUGUACUUCGGCCUGUCCUUUAGCCGGGUGGGUGCGGACUUCCGCGGGCAGCUGGCGACCGUGUUCCAGAAGGUGGCGGCCGAGGCCUUCCAGAAAGCCACGCAGGAGGCGGUGGAGCAGUUCCAGGAGGACAUGAACGCGUACACCCUGGUGGCUUUGCCCUCCGUGCUGGGUGGGACUGCCCCGCCGUCCGCCCCCGGGGUCCAGCCUGGAGCGCUGCAGCCCCCCAUGAGCCUCCUGGACUUCCACCCUCUGGCCCGCUUUCUCAACAACAUCCUGACUUCCUUCAACGAGCUACGCCUCUGCUGCCCCCUCGGCCUCGCCCGCCACGUCACCGCCCUCCUGCAGGACGCUCUCCGCACGGUGACGCAGCAGCUGGUGGCGUUCCAUCGCGCAGAGGAGUCGGCCUUCAGCGAGCGCGAACGGGAACUCUUCACGCGCAUGUGCGGCGUCUACGCCCGCGACCUUCUGCCCUUCAUCAACCAAUGCCUGAAGACGCUCUUCCCUCCCCAGCAGAUGGCGCUGGUCCUUGGCGUUCCGGUCUCCCAGCUGCACACGUUGGAACGCUUGGGCCGAGUGGACCUGGAAGAGCUGCUGGAGCCGCUGGGAUUCGUGUUGCCGCCGCAAGCGGACUUCAACGCGGAGCAGAGUGGCGCCACGUCGGACUCCUUGUCGCCAGAACUUACGAGCGACCCGGAUCCCGUGUCUGCAAAGUCUGUUCCUGGAGAGACUGAACCGGACAAAAGCGCUGAAAUCCCCGAGGAAGACGUCGAGCAACUGGAUGAAGCGUUGUCACGGAAACCAGAACUGUGAGCCUGUUUUUCAACAAGUUGGAAGGACGGUUAUUGGCUUCAUCAUGAUUGGUAUAUUUUUACGGUGAAUAAAUCAAAGAGGGUGAUUCAA
This is a messenger RNA of Nerophis ophidion (straightnose pipefish), 2097 nucleotides long. RefSeq names its product component of oligomeric golgi complex 8 (gene cog8). Bases 196 to 2007 code for a protein of 603 amino acids. The record is from RefSeq and is a predicted model, not a curated record. Gene Ontology annotation, biological process: intra-Golgi vesicle-mediated transport. Gene Ontology annotation, cellular component: COG complex. Lineage: Eukaryota; Metazoa; Chordata; Actinopteri; Syngnathiformes; Syngnathidae. The transcript has 5 exons.